Messenger RNA from Fonsecaea nubica, 2388 nucleotides. RefSeq lists its product as hypothetical. The transcript has a single exon. Gene Ontology annotation, cellular component: mitochondrion. The record is from RefSeq and is a predicted model, not a curated record. Gene Ontology annotation, molecular function: ATP binding; metal ion binding; methylcrotonoyl-CoA carboxylase activity. Bases 1 to 2388 code for a protein of 795 amino acids. NCBI's taxonomy places the organism in Eukaryota, Fungi, Ascomycota, Eurotiomycetes, Chaetothyriales, Herpotrichiellaceae.
AUGAGGCAGUAUCGCGACAACCAGCCAGACCCAGGAGAAACAUCUGCAACUCCGCAGCGACCGCCCCUUUUCGUCGCCCAGUUACCACCUAGCAGUCAUGGCCGAAGGAAGAUCCAGAGGGUGCUGAUUGCGAACAGAGGCGAAAUUGCAUGUCGAAUCAUCACGACAUGCAGGAAACUCGAUCUAACCUCGAUCGCCAUCUAUGCAGAGGAAGACUCAUCUUCACGCCAUGUGGCCGAGGCAGAUGAAGCAGUCAAUCUGGGAAGCAUCAGUCAGGCCGGCGGAAACCCAUUCUUAAACGUCCAACUUCUGGUAGAGGUUGCUCGAUCGAGGGGCGCUGAUGCCAUACAUCCGGGCUAUGGCUAUCUCAGCGAGAACAAAGAUUUCGCGGAUGCUGUACGUCAAGCGGGGUUGAUCUUUAUUGGACCAAGCUCUCAGGCCAUGUCGACGCUAGGUGACAAGCGGAACUCGAAGGACUACUUGAGGGAACAUGCGCCAAGUGUUCCGCUGAUUCCAGGAUUCACCGGGUCGAGUCAAAAUGUCGAGGAGUUGGAAUCUGCAGCAGAAAAUGUAGGGUUUCCGGUGAUGCUCAAAGCGUCUGCGGGAGGUGGAGGUCGCGGGAUGCGGAUUGUUCGAGAGCGCUCGCAACUUGCGGGCGAGCUUGCUCGCGCUCAAUCAGAGGCUCAACGCUCUUUUGGGUCCAGCGAUUGUAUUUUGGAGAAAUACAUUGAAGCGGCCAAACACGUCGAAGUCCAAAUCAUUGGCGAUAGCCAUGGCAAAGUCCUCUCAUUGUGGGAGAGAGAGUGCUCUGUUCAGCGACGACACCAGAAGAUUAUCGAGGAGACACCUUCGCCCUUUUUGACUCAGGAACAGCGGCAGAGAAUGUGCGCAGUGGCUGUUCAGAUCGGCGAGCUCAUUGGCUACGAGGGUGCUGGAACUGUCGAGUUCGUCGUGGACGCCAGGGACGGGAGUUUCUAUUUCCUCGAAGUUAACACACGCCUACAGGUCGAGCAUCCCAUCACAGAAGAAGUCACAGGCCUCGACAUUGUCUCAUUGCAAUUGUUUGUGGCUGCUGGCGGAUCACUCGCUAGUCUCGCCAUCCUACGGAACAUUCCACAAAAAGGCCAUGCUAUCGAGUGUCGUCUCUGCGCCGAAGACCCAAGCGGCGACUUUAUGCCACAGAAUGGCACCAUUCAAUUGUGGCGCGAAUCAGACCAGUAUCAAACGUCAAGAGAUGUACGAUACGAGACGUCCGUACAAACUGGAUCCAGCAUAUCCAUCUACUUUGAUUCGAUGAUUGCAAAAAUUGUCGUGUGGGCGCCAACGAGGUCACUGGCCAUCUCGAAAAUGGUCAAGGUUCUCGCAAAUACCGUGUGCGCAGGAGUGAAAACCAACCAACUUUUCCUUCAGUCCUGCCUCGUACACCACAGCUUUCACGAUCCGGCAUAUACGACCUCGCUGAUUCCGACGCAUUUGCAAAGUCUGCUGAAGAAUCCCUACACCGACUCUGCGCAGGACAUGAUAUCUAUGCUUUCGCUUGUCCCGGGCCUCGUGCUGAGAGAUGGAGCAUCUCCAUCCAGUGAUGCCAGGCCUUUCAAGCAUGUCACUCGCGGGUUCCGGAAUCAACACUUUGAUCCCGUCAAUCGCAGCACCAGUAUAAUUGUUCCUUCCGAGCCGUCAUCCGCUCAGACACCGAUUCUGUUAGUUUGGGGGUCCCAGUCUCGGGGCGAAGGCCACUCGAAAUACCAGGUCACGGUAGUCCCCAUUCCCACGGGUGCAGACGACAGUGCUUCCGACGCUGGAAGCCGGAACAAUACAGAGGCCUAUCAGAUGUCUCGGCAGUAUCACGCCAUCAGCCACAAGCUGCGGGAUCCAUCGCUCGCCAAAGCUCCGCAGUACACGGUGGAAUUUACCCAGUGGAAAGACAUACAAGAUCCUAGUGGCGACAAUGGAUGGAGAAAAGCCUCAGUGGCCGUCUCCAUCGACCAGUCCGUCAUCCACGCCCACAUCGCGACAGAUACACCGUCCAACCCCGCGUCGUCUACCAGCUCCUAUCAGACUGUCUUGUGCCACUUCCGCGGUCUGGGGACUUGGGUCGAAUACAAAUGCUACAGCGUGCUCAACUACAUGGAGAGUCAGCGACAAGGCGGGGCUGGCGGGGCUUCGGCGUCCUCGAAUUCCAAGGUGGUUAAGUCUCCCAUGCCGUGCAAGGUCCUCUCGGUGCUCAAGGCCAACGGGGACCAGGUGAAGGCGGGCGAGGUCGUCAUGGUGAUUGAGAGCAUGAAGAUGGAGACUAAUAUUUCCAUCAACGUGGACGGCAAGUUCAUGACGGGCGUCAAGAACGGGGAUGCCGUCAAUGACGGGGCUGUGCUGUGCUGGGUUGAAUAG